AUGGAACUGCCCGAAUACUUCCCUGGCGAGCACCUACAGACUGCUCAAAUCAUCGCGACCGGCACCACAAAUGUCAUGAUGCCAGAGUGCCUGAAGCUCAUUUUCUAUAAAGUCUCGAACAACAUGGUCCGAAGAUGGGAGGCUGAUGACUUUGAGAAUCUUUAUACCAUCGUCUUCAAGACCGGACUUUUGGGUGCCGUAGGGAGUCUCAAGAGAGCCCGACAACAAGAUCUGACCAUCAGAGCAUUCAUGGAUAAUCUUUUCAGAGACCUCAUCUGGUCCAUCUGCUAUGACAAGACAAUGGUCAAUAUGGAGAGUCCCAAGACUCUACUAAGAUGGCUCCUUUCUUUAGGCCAAGAUCCUAACAUCGAACACAUACAGGCCGGCUCCAUAAAGACGGCACUGGAGCUUGCGAUUUUGUCUAGACGGGUAGAGAUAAUUGAACCGCUUCUGAAGGCUGGUGCUGUUGUCGGUGGGACUUGGAGGAGUUCUAAUCCUGGGUCGAUCAUAAGCUUCGUACUGCCUGAUCGAAUCUGUGAUAACGAAGGAACGCACAUCAUCAGGCUCUUGUUGCGCCACUAUAAGGUUUUAACUGCAGAAGAAAUCCUCCAUACGGCUAUUCUACUGCAGGAUGAGCGCCUUUUUGAACAAGCAUUAAAUACUGGCGCCAAUCUUUCGCUUCCUAUCGAAACGCUGACAGACAGGUUGCAACCUGUGAAUUCUAACGUCGUCAAAGAGGAGACAGCUUUGAGCACGGCUGCUGCAGUCAGCAUUCAAGCAACAAGGAAGAUUUUCCACCUUCUCCACAACCAAUAUCAGGGCAUCGAAGCGGCGUCGUUUAUCACGGCCGACGUCUUCAUUUCAGCAGCAUGUGCCGGGAACGCUGAUGUGAUAUCGUUUCUUCAUGAAAUCAACCCUGUCGGUUUCAGGCGCAAUGCACGCGGCGUAACACCUUUGGAAGUUGCUAUCAAACAAGGCCAUCAGGAGGCUUACCAGUUACUGUUCAAGCUCUAUCGUCAAUCCAACGCCACUCUUCUGCUUAUUCCGAUACUGACAGACCAACUUGACAUAUUACAUUACCUCCUGGUAAAUGGGCUUGACGUCAAUCUUACGACAAAACAAGCUGAUAUAAGUGCAUGUAAGUUCUUGAUGGGAAAGGAUGUCCUUUCUCGGAUUUAUGAACACCAAUCGCCGACUGUUUUGGAGCUAUUUCUCGACCAUAUAUCACCCGGAGAUGACUGGAAUGACGGGAUCAAACUCCUUGUUAGAUCGGGAGCCUUUUUGCCUACACAAGCAAUUCUUCAAUUGUCAAGUGCAGGAUAUGACGACGUACUUUCUGCUGCUCUAGAUGCAGGAGGCGACCCGAACGUACGAAACUCAAACGGACACAGCGCGCUUAUGUUGGCUAUACAAAGGCAAAGAACAAACUGUGUUCAGCUGCUUCUAGAAAGGGGCGCUAAACUGCAAACAUCGACUUAUGAAGUGUUGGAAGCCCUCGUACCUCAGCAUGUGUGCAACAUUGAACGGAAGUGCGGCGCAUGUGACCCGAGUCUCAGAACACUUCUCUUGAAAUACUGGGCAAGCGUUUUCAACACCAACGAGAACAGUCUGUAUGAUAUUGACGCUGCGAUCAUCGCACAACAUGAUGCCCAGCUCCAAAGUACAUUUUCAGAAUUGCCAACAUACUACACCUCAUCAAGCUUAUGCUCUGCUGUGCUAGUUGAGAAUCACUGGGUUAUUGACUUUCUUCUCAGCAAUAGACCUCUUCAAGCACCUCACGAUAUUUUAGAAGGAACCGCAGUUGGCUUGGCCGCAAUGUUAGGUAAUCUUCCUUUGGUACGAAGGCUUAUAGCGCAGCUUCAUAAACCAGAGACCGCACUGCUUCCGUUUGUCGCCUUGGAUUGUCCCUUCUUAUUCUCUUCCCGUACAGGUCUUAUCAUCACUUUAUCACACAUUUUCUGGCAUCAACGCCCGAGCGACUAUGAUAAUUUUGAUGGCCAUCGUGGUCUUUCUACGGGCAGUCCACUGGCUUUAGCCGCCUCCUACCAAGGAACAGUUGGGGUUUUAGAGCUUUUUAGUCACGGUUAUCAGCCUGACGAUAUCACAUGGGCUAGGGCUUUUAGUAUGGCUACUCAUGAUUGUUUGAAGGCGCUCAUGGAUCACCACCUGCAGGCAGGGAAUCUUCAACUACCGCUAUUGACACUUUCGCGCUUCCUGGAAUAUGCAAUACAUCAUGAAAUGGAGGAAGCUGUCGUCUGGCUUAUUAAGUCAGGAGCGGACAUCAACAAUAAUGAUGUGUUUGGCGACACAGGCCGCUCACCUAUCCAACUUGCUAUUGGACUUGGCCAUUGGACUAUCGCUGAGAGCCUUCUGCGGUCUGGAGCAAAUGUUAAUGCUGCACCAUGUUUUUAUCAAGGCGUAACACCUUUACAAUGUGCCGCCAUUGAGGGACAUAUUGGAUUAGCGAAGCAGCUUCUAGAUGCUGGUGCGCGAGUCAAUGCACUGGGUAGCCGACUCUAUGGCAGAACAGCCUUGGAAGGAGCUGCUGAGCGCGGGCGACUUGAUAUGGUUGAACUUUUACUUCACCACGGUGCACUUACAACAGGGCCUGGGAGAUUCCAGUUCAUUCGAGCUAUUCGUCUUGCAGAGCGACAAGUGCAUCAUGCCACAGCAGCAUUGUUACGGCAAUCGAGGGAAUGGACGUAUGAGGAUACACAUACUUAUGAUUCAAGUUGUGCGGAAUGCGGUUAUUACUUUUCUGGGCCGAGACCGAGUGGCAUAGGGUGUCCCCAUUGUGACAGCCCCCAUACCCCAGGGCGAUAUUGCUGUGAUGAGAUCCACAUGCCAGAGGAUAACUGUUACCACUGUUACACGGAAGACGAGGAGAGUCGUUACCGUCGUCAACUACAGAAGAGGGAGAGCGAAUCAGAAGAGGAGAGCGAAUCAGAAGAAGAGAGCGAAUCAGAAGAGGGGAGCGAAUCAGAACAGAACGUAGAGUCAGAGGAAAGGAUGGACUUAGCACAUGCUGAUCCAUGGGCUAUGGGUUCAGAGGACGUUCUUUUGCGUUAUACGUGUCUUUAA
Molecule: messenger RNA, 3081 nt
Organism: Fusarium subglutinans
Lineage: Eukaryota; Fungi; Ascomycota; Sordariomycetes; Hypocreales; Nectriaceae
Product: ankyrin repeat
Exons: 1
Coding region: 1-3081 (1026 amino acids)
Molecular function (GO): protein binding
Source: RefSeq, a predicted model, not a curated record